AUGGAUCACGUCGAUGUUGCCGGCACGCGGGACAUGGGGUCAACACCAUCCCUGACCGCCCUGCAAGUCAUCAUACCUUACGGUAGCAAUAGCAAUAACAAUAACAAUAAUAACAACAACAACAACAACAAUUUUUAUAGUGGCGGUGUUUGCUUUACGCGUUGCCCAUCACUCACGGCGAAUGUCACGCGAAGCCUCAGCGUUAGUUGUGGCGGCGAUGGCAGCAGCUUCUCAAACGUGUGGUCACUGGCGAAGCCGACGUUGGACCCUUCGCACAUCCGUUUUUGCCCAGAGGGUUGUUGGGUGCCGGACGCGCAGGUGAUGACAUGUAUGGCGCACGAGUGUAACGUUUCCUUCUCUCUCUUUAACAGAAAACAUCACUGCCGCCUCUGUGGGCGACUCUUUUGUGCGGCCUGCUGCUCGCACGUCAUCACAAUUCGUAGUACGCGCGGCGGUUUAUCUGCAUCUUGUGCGUUGUCUGGCGCGGAGGGACAGGAGACGGCUACGUCGCUGCCAGCCAUUUUGGGUGCUACCGACGACAAUUCUGCGGGAGGGGCAUCCAGCAAUCCAAAUCCCUCCAGCUUUUAUCCGUCACAAGCACAACUAGUACAGCAACAACAACAUUCUACAUCUCAUUUAGAACCCACCGCAACAACAACGACGCAUCGCAUUUGCUCCGCAUGCUACUACGAGAUUCAGCUGGUUGUGCCCCGUCGGGAUCAAAAUGGUGAGGUGCGGCGGAGGUGCCGGGGCGAACUAAAAAUGUUUCAGUGGUCACUUCUUGUUAAGGUGCUCUCGUACCUGAGCAUGCAUGAUCUCCUGGAGGCGUCGCUUGUGUCCUCUGAUCUUUACUUUAUAUCAAGAGACAACGUCAUUUGGUAUCAGUACAACAUGGCCCAGCGCCGACAGAAGGAGGUGCAGCUGCGAAUUCCACCGAGGCGUCAGAAUUCGUCACUUUCACUCCGCAGGCGAUUUCUUCAGCGACAGAAAGAGCCCCUUCGGGCAUUUGGAAUUGAAUUUGGCGACGUCUCUUCGUCCGACGCUUCCAAGCGUGUCAUUUCGCUUCAUGCACGGUACAACUUCACGCAGUUUUUAGACUUUGCACGUCGGCAAGAGAUGGCACGGUGCAGGGGGCUCUCCUCCUUUUCCGUUGCUGCUCGCACACUCUUUUCCAGCCCGCUAAAAAUUGCCAUUAUUGGCUCCAUGGGUGUUGGGAAGACGCUUUUAGUGAGGCACUUUGUAGUAUCGCACGAGAAUGGCGGUUCAAGUGGAGGGAGGAUCUCGCCAAAGUUGGGGUUUGUGCGCUAUGCGAAGAUGGUGCACCUCACAGGCAGUUUGGCCGCCGACGUUAUGCUUCACAUUUACGACAUAUCCGGUGAACUGCGCUUUGAGGAGCUGCGGCGGUUUCUUUGUUCGAAUUGUCAUGCGGUCGGUCUUUGUUACGAUCCACGACGCAAAUUCACACUUGUGGAAGCGGCCGAUGUUAUGAUGGGCGUAGAACCCGCCCUUGGACCGCAGCCUGUUGUUGUGUGUGGCAUCCUUUGCCCCGCAGAACCUGCGAGACAAGACUUGCAUGAGGCAGCAGGAACGCAGGAGUUGGAGGUGACGGAGGUGGACGCAAGCGGUAUCACCGUGCGUGGGCGUGGGUCCCUGCAGUGCGCGUGGGACAACAGUGAGUGUCUUUUUCAGCAACUUGUUCAGUCUCUUUUAGACCGCCUUGCCAUGGCAACCGCCACAUCGUCCGUUGUCAGCGCAGCGUCUACUGCACUUUUGGCGGGUGAUGAGAAGGAGGCCACAGUAAAUUGCAACAUCGCGCAGGAGUUGCUGCGAAUCACUCUGGAUCCCUCGCCUCUUGACGUGCUGAUGGACAGCAAUUAG
Messenger RNA from Trypanosoma cruzi, 1878 nucleotides. RefSeq lists its product as uncharacterized. The coding region runs from base 1 to 1878 and encodes 625 amino acids. The transcript has a single exon. Gene Ontology annotation, molecular function: protein binding; metal ion binding. The record is from RefSeq and is a predicted model, not a curated record. NCBI's taxonomy places the organism in Eukaryota, Euglenozoa, Kinetoplastea, Trypanosomatida, Trypanosomatidae.